Messenger RNA from Aureobasidium uvarum, 1152 nucleotides. The record is from the annotation of a GenBank genome assembly. Lineage: Eukaryota; Fungi; Ascomycota; Dothideomycetes; Dothideales; Saccotheciaceae.
AUGCCAGGCGACGACGACUUGAUCGAGGCCGCCAAAUCGACGGCAGUAGAUUACUAUGAUCUGCUAGGCAUCACCUUCGAGAACUCUAGUGAAUCCGACAUUCGCCGCGCCUACCGCCGUACCGCAUUAAAAUAUCACCCCGACAAGAACGCCGACAAACCAGAUAUUGUUGAGAAAUUUCACCUUUUACAAAUCGCAAACGACAUCCUAUCAAGUCCCGAAUACAAAGCCAUAUAUGAUAAUGCUCGCCGUGCCAAGCAAGAGAGGGAGGACCGCCAUCAGGCCUUCGAGGGCAGGCGCCGUCAGAUGAAAGAGGACCUGGAGAAUCGUGAAAAUGCCAGUCUGAAGAGAAAGCAUCAAGAAGAGGAAGAAGGCGAUAAGUUACAGCGCGAGAUCCAGCGUCUGGCUGCAGACGGCAAGAGGCGACGACUCGAAAGGCAAGACCAACUGAACCGUGAGCGACUCGAAGAGGAGGAACGUCUCGAUCGCGAGAGGAACGGAUACACAUCUACCCAAACACAACCUGCACCAUCUCAAGGAGGGACCGCCGUUGCCGAUAUUGAUCGAUCUGUCAAGGUCGUCUGGUCAAAGGAAAACGAAGGAGCAUCCAUCGACAAAGAGCGUCUGAAGACCAUCUUCACCACAUUUGGCAAAAUUCAGGACGUGGCAAUACUCAGCGACAAGAAGAAACGCCUAGGGGAGAGCAAGUCGAAGAGCCUUGUUGGAAGUGCCCUCAUAAUAUACGACUCGGUAGUGGGUGCCCAUGCCGCAGUCUCUGACUUCAAAAAGCGCCAGUCAGAGCCAGACUUUAGCAUCCUCGACUCGGUCUAUUGGGCAUCCAACAAGGAGCCCGACUUCCUACCGCGCCCAUCAACACCAGUUUCCGCCUCAUCACCUACGGAACCAAAGCCAACACCACGACCAAUGCACGAGAUACCAGGCAUGGGCUCACCUGUCACACCGCUCAAACAGGCAGGAAGCCUUCGUAAAGUUCCUUCCUUCGCUUCAUUCCGUAGUGCCAAGAACUCGCCCGUCGCUCCUUCCGUUUCAAGCCCCAGUCUCGAGGAACUCACUAUGAUCAGGCUGAAGAACGCAGAGAAGAGGCGACUUGAGGAGCAAAUUCGCAAGCAGGAAGCCGAGGACGAAGUUUGA